AUGUCAUCAAAAGAGGACAUAAUCAGAGAGCUAUAUCACUACCUCCCCAACAAGCCUGCCGCUAUCAUAUUUGCAAUUCUAUAUAUUGCAUCGUCCUUUCUCCACGAGUAUCAAUACAAUGCCACCCGACCACAAAAAUUCACCAUGCCAUUUGUCCUCGGCACAACAUUCUCGAGCGUUGGCUUUGUCACUCGAUCGUUAAGCGCCCUUAAGAUUGGAGACCCACGCACAUUAUGGAGAAUAUCCACCAUGUUCACUCUCGGUGCCGGCCCUACAUACGCAGGCGCAGACUAUUUCGUAUGCGGUCGCAUAUUCAGUUACGUUCGAUCCGCAGCACCGAUAUCUCCACUUCGAACGGUUAGAACCUUCAUUUUCUUUGACGUCCUGGCAGAAAUUGGAGUCUGGGUCGGAACGGGUAUCAUGGAUAGCAGAGACCCCAAUAGUGUAAAGGCAAAGUUGGGCGUCAAUCUUGUACGGGCAGCCGUCAUUAUUCAACUAGCAUUAUUCAUGUGCUUCGUUGCUGUUAUACUGCUGUUUCAGAUACGGGCCACCAGUCGAGGAUUUUGGAAGGCUAGCCACCAGCAAGUCGGGGGUAUUCCUGGGUGGGUUAAGGUCACAUACACUUUGUAUGCGUCUUCCUUGUUGAUUGCUGCAAGGUCUGGGUAUCAUAUUGCCGAGAGUUUUCUUCCUAUCGACCACCCGCUGAGAGCCACAGAAGCACCAUUUCUGUGCUUGGAAGCUCUUGUGAUGUUCAUCAAUGCAGCUAUGUUCAACGUGAUUCAUCCUGGAGUUCUCCUACCGAGUAAUCCUCAUGUUUAUUUACUGGCAAACGGUACGGAAGCAGAGGACGAUAGCCCAGAAGGUACUCUAGAGGACACUCGGUCCCUAAAGAUGAAGAUUCUUGAUCCCUUGGAUAUCAGAGGCCUGUUUAGCAAAAAGCAGUCACUAAAGCCUUACCAGCAAAGAGCUUUGGUCGAAGAUGAUGAGAUGAUGUCUGAAAGUAUGAGAAUGCUGGAAAAUAGGCAGCGCAGGGAGUUUCAUUAG
Molecule: messenger RNA, 1044 nt
Organism: Nannizzia gypsea CBS 118893
Lineage: Eukaryota; Fungi; Ascomycota; Eurotiomycetes; Onygenales; Arthrodermataceae
Product: RTA1 domain-containing protein
Exons: 3
Coding region: 1-1044 (347 amino acids)
Cellular component (GO): membrane
Source: RefSeq, a predicted model, not a curated record